AUGUAUGUCGUCGUCAUUUUUCAGGUUAUAUACGAUCAUGGGGGAAGAAACUUCUGGGUCCAUAACACAGGGCCGCUAGGAUGUGUCCCUCUCAUGCUGACGUUAAUCGAGCACGUCCCCACCGAUCUCGACGUGAACCGUUGCCAUAAGAACAUGAACGAAGCUUCGAAGAUAUUCAACGAUCAGCUUAGAGCGGCUUGCGACGAACUCAGGUCGGAUUUGGAGGGCGUUACGGUUGUUUACGUCGAUAUUCAUUCCAUCAAAUUCGAUCUCAUCGCCAAUGCUACGAAAUACGGGUUUGAGGAUCCGUUCAUGGCGUGCUGUGGCUCGGGCGGUCCGCCGUACAACUUCAGGUUCGGGGCUCAGUGCGGCCAAAACGGCUCGACGGUCUGCACGGAAGGGUUGAAGUACAACAGCUGGGACGGCGUUCACCUCACCGAAGCCGCGAACCAUUUCAUCUCAUCCAAAUUACUCUCCACCAAUUACUCUUCCCCUCCGCUUCCCCUUAACCAUUUCUGCAACUAACUAAUAAUCAUUUAUGAUUUAUCUAAUACACACUAAUUAAUGACCUAAUGAUGAUUGUAAUA
Molecule: messenger RNA, 587 nt
Organism: Tarenaya hassleriana
Lineage: Eukaryota; Viridiplantae; Streptophyta; Magnoliopsida; Brassicales; Cleomaceae
Product: GDSL esterase/lipase LIP-4-like
Exons: 2
Coding region: 1-525 (174 amino acids)
Molecular function (GO): hydrolase activity, acting on ester bonds
Source: RefSeq, a predicted model, not a curated record